AUGUUUGCCAGCAAGCGUCUGAGCAAGGAACUCAUUAAGAUGCAGGGCCACCUGCCGCCCGGAAUCUCGAUCGUCAAGUCGGACGAUUUCGAGGAGUGGCAGAUGGACAUCAAGGUUCUGGACUCGAAUCCGCUGUACCAGAACGAGACGUAUCGUCUGAAGUUCACCUUUGGCUCGAAAUAUCCCAUCGAGCCGCCAGAAGUCCAGUUCAUCGAACUACCCCCAACAUCGGAAACCCCUCGCCCGAUCCCGAUCCACCCCCACAUCUACAGCAAUGGCAUCAUCUGCCUCGACCUGCUCAGUUCCGCGGGGUGGUCGCCCGUGCAGACGGUGGAGAGCGUCUGCAUGAGCAUACAGAGCAUGCUGACGGCGAAUUCGCGGAAUGAGCGCCCUCCCGGCGACAGCGAUUUCGUCAACUACAACCGGCGGAGACCGAGGGAUAUUAACUUUUUCUAUGAUGACGAUAAUGUCUAA
This is a messenger RNA of Rasamsonia emersonii CBS 393.64, 474 nucleotides long. Its product is annotated as Ubiquitin--protein ligase. The transcript is spliced from 4 exons. Bases 1 to 474 code for a protein of 157 amino acids. NCBI's taxonomy places the organism in Eukaryota, Fungi, Ascomycota, Eurotiomycetes, Eurotiales, Trichocomaceae. The record is from RefSeq and is a predicted model, not a curated record.